CAGACCCACUGGAGAGCAGGACCCGGUCCAACCCACUGCGCCACCGCACCCCCCAUUUACAGAAAUUCAGUUCUCAGAAAAAAGAUCAAGAUCCAGGGGUCAUGUGGUGUCUGAUCUUCCUCCUGCUGGAACUGCAGCUCCACCAUGGUGAUAGCUGCCCUUCCAGCUGUGUCUGCAACACCGAAGGGGCAGUCAACUGUAAGGGCAUGAUAACAGAUGUGCCUUCCCCUAUGCCUCUCAACACCUACCUCCUACAGCUCCAAGAUACCCAGAUUCAAAAACUGAGUGAGACAAGUCUCCUCGGCCUGCCUUUCAUGCUUCGCUUCAGCUUGAGUCAUAGUCCAUUACGAGUUGUCCACCCGAAGGCUUUCGAUUCCGUCUCGCAGCUUCGCUCCGUGAAGUUAACGGGGAAUGAACUUUCUAACCUCUCAAACAGACUUUUUAGUAACUUAACCAGUCUUCAACAACUGUUUCUAGACAAAAACAGGCUGAAUUCAGUAGAGUCAGACUGGUUUGAGGUCCUCCUUGACCUCACCCAGCUGGAUCUCAGUAAAAAUUUAAUCGCUCAGCUGGAUGAAGAUGUCUUUCGGAAACUCACUAAAUUACGCUUGCUGAACUUAGCCACCAACCUUCUACGAAAGCUGCCGGAGACCUUGUUCAGCUCUUUAACCGCACUCCAGUAUCUCUAUCUCUAUGAGAACCAUCUAGAGUUUCUCCAUGCUGGAACUUUCCACAGUCUUGUCAACCUUCUGGAACUCAAACUUUUCAACAACAGAAUAAGCUGUAUUCCACCUCAAUUGUUUUGGCCUUUAUCCAGUCUGAAGAUACUCUCUUUGUCUUCCAACAAACUCAACAUCCUUCCAAGAGAAACCUUCUACUUCAUGCCUAAAAUUGUCAAACUCAGUCUUUUCAAAAACCCUCUGUAUUUCUUACCUGAUCACCUCAGUGGGCAUAUGCCAGAGCUUGAGGAGUUCUACCUAUAUUCCACUAAUCUGAACAGUGUUCCCGAUGACCUGUUUGCCAACAUGACAGAACUGACAAAGCUCUCACUUAAUUUUAAUCCAAAACUUCGUCAUCUGCCCAAGACUAUCUUUUGUUGUCUUCCUAAACUCCAAAGGCUGUCUUUACAGUCCAAUGACCUGGAGUUUUUGCAUCCUGAGCUGUUUUCCAGUCUGAUCAGUCUGAGUACCUUAAUUCUACAUUCCAACAGGCUUCACCACCUCUCAACUGAUAUUUUUCAAGGCCUUCCAAACCUUUCAACUAUUGAACUGCACGAUAACCAUUUUGAAAGUCUUCCAAGCAAGGCUCUUUCUAAUGUGGUUGCACUGAGGCAUAUCUCCCUGAAAGACAACCCAUGGAACUGUAAUUGCAGCAUUCUUGACGUCGCAUAUUGGAUAAGGCAAAACUGGAAUGUGAUCAGUGAUUUUGAACAUGUUGUGUGUCACAUGCCCUCUUACUUAGUGAACAGGUCACUUGGCUCAAUGACCACCGAGUUACUUCAGUGCAGAAUUACAGUGACUGAAAGCCUUAUGAGGACCCCAACCCCUGAAGGGACAAUUUUACCCUCAAAACAAAGACCCUCCACCUUGGCUGUGUCUUAUCGAGCAACAGCCAUAGUUCCCGUUACGUAUCUGACGACAAGAUCAGCAGCUCCACCAACAUCUCCCACCCCCACCAUUCCCCUUACGACUACCAAGAACUUCCCACCGCAAAGGAGUCCCAUAAGGGUCCCUUAUAGCUUUAACAAGACAGUUGUUUUAGAGACCAAGCCUGACAUUGUUCAUAACAAUCGCAUCAGUGGUUGGGUUUACCUCUGGACAGCCCCACCCAGCGGCACCUCUGGCACAUUCUUGAUAGCCUUUCAUGUUUUCUUGAUGACCACAGGUAUUGCUUUGAUUGCUGCAAGUUUCUAUACACUAUACAGACUGAAAGGGGCAACAGGACAUUUAACAACAUGCAGCAGACCUGAGAGCAUUUCCAAGAAGAGAAACAAAUAAGCUACAAGCAAGAAAUGUU
Molecule: messenger RNA, 2016 nt
Organism: Scleropages formosus (Asian bonytongue)
Lineage: Eukaryota; Metazoa; Chordata; Actinopteri; Osteoglossiformes; Osteoglossidae
Product: leucine-rich repeat-containing protein 15
Exons: 2
Coding region: 102-1997 (631 amino acids)
Cellular component (GO): plasma membrane
Molecular function (GO): protein binding
Source: RefSeq, a predicted model, not a curated record